This is a messenger RNA of Colletotrichum orchidophilum, 2229 nucleotides long. Its product is annotated as catalase. The record is from RefSeq and is a predicted model, not a curated record. Bases 1 to 2229 code for a protein of 742 amino acids. The transcript has 2 exons. Gene Ontology annotation, biological process: response to oxidative stress; hydrogen peroxide catabolic process. NCBI's taxonomy places the organism in Eukaryota, Fungi, Ascomycota, Sordariomycetes, Glomerellales, Glomerellaceae. Gene Ontology annotation, molecular function: heme binding; catalase activity. Gene Ontology annotation, cellular component: cytosol.
AUGUCCAGCAUAGUCCCCGAUACCCUAAAGAAAGCUGGAAACGUCAGAAUGGGCCAAGGAAACAAGAAGAAUGUUCAGCUUGCUGGGAACAUGGUCGAGGUCAACCCAAAGGCUCCCAUGACCACCGACUUUGGAACCAAGAUCGAGAACACAGAUGAUUGGCUGAGGGUCUCCAACAAUGACAAGACCGGUCCCAUGCUUCUGGAGGAUGCCAUUGCAAGAGAAAAGAUCCACCGCUUCGACCACGAGAGAAUCCCGGAGCGAGUCGUUCACGCCAGAGGAGCAGGCGCCUUUGGAACUUUCAAGUUAUUCGAGAGCGCCGCCGACGUGUCAAAUGCUGGCGUCCUGACCGACACAUCACGCGAGACUCCCGUCUUCCUCCGCUUCUCCACUGUCCUCGGUAGCAGAGGCAGUGCCGACACCGUACGCGAUGUCCGCGGCUUUGCUGUAAAGUUCUACACCGAGGAGGGUAACUGGGAUAUGGUUGGAAACAACAUUCCCGUCUUCUUCAUCCAGGACGCCAUGAAAUUUCCCGAUGUCAUUCACGCAGGCAAACCCGAGCCUCAGCUCGAGUUCCCCCAGGCUCAAUCUGCCCACGAUAACUUUUGGGAUUUUCAGUACCUCCACACCGAGGCCACCCACAUGUUCUGCUGGGCCAUGUCGGACCGCACCAUUCCCCGCUCCUACAGAAUGAUGCAGGGCUUCGGUGUCAAUACGUAUACUCUCACCAACGACACGGGCGAACGCCACUUUGUCAAGUUCCACUUCACCCCCGAGCUUGGCGUCCACUCCCUCGUAUGGGAUGAGGCGCUGAAGCUCGCCGGCCAAGACCCCGAUUUCCACCGCAAGGAUCUUGCUGAGGCCAUUGAGAACGGUGCCUUUCCCAAGUGGAAGUUUGGUAUUCAGGUUCUCCCAGAGUCAAAGGAACACGACUUUGACUUUGACAUUCUCGACGCCACAAAGGUUUGGCCCGAGGAACAGAUUCCCGUCCGCUAUAUUGGCGAGUUGGAACUCAACAGGAAUCCCGACGAGUACUUUACCCAGACCGAACAGGUUGCCUUCUGCACCAGCCAUGUCGUUCCUGGCAUCGGCUUCUCCGACGACCCUCUCCUCCAGGGCCGCAACUUUUCUUACUUUGAUACCCAAAUCACCCGUCUAGGUAUUAACUGGCAGGAACUGCCCAUCAACAAGCCGGUAUGCCCCGUCAUGAACUUCAACCGUGACGGCGCGCACCGCCAAACCAUCACAAAGGGCAACGUCAACUACUGGCCCAAUCGCCAUGAGGCCGUUCCUCCAGCAAACCACUCCAAGGUGUCCGGUGCCUAUGUCGACUUCGCGCAAAAGGUGGAGGGCAUGAAGCAACGUACUAAGAGCGCAAAGUUCAAGGACCACUUCAGUCAAGCUCAGCUCUUCUUCAACAGUCUGUCGCCAAUCGAAAAGACGCACGCCAUCAAUGCGUUCGCCUUUGAGUUGGACCACUGCGAGGACCGCAUUGUGUACGAUCGUAUAGCCCAGCGUCUCGCUGACAUCGAUCUUGGUUUGGCUCAGGCUGUUGCCGAGAUGGUUGGUGCGACGUCACCCGAGAAGGCAAGCACGCCCAACCACGGUAAGAAGGCCAAGGGUCUAAGCCAGCUGGAGUUUGAGCCUGAGACGCCCACCAUCAAGUCGCGUCGUAUUGCCAUCAUCAUCGCCGACGGCUUCGAUCCCGUCGCCGUCAGUGCUAUCAAGGGUGCUGCCGCCGCAGCUCAGGCUACCCCGAUGAUCAUUGGCACUCGUCGCUCCGAGAUCUUCCCUGCCGGCGCAUCAAAAAUGGCUGGCAACGGAAUUGUGCCCCAACACCACCUCGAGGGCUUCAGAUCUACCAUGGUCGAUGCCAUUUUCGUGCCCGGUGGUGCGGAUUCUAUCAAGACUCUUUCCAAGAACGGCAGGGCUGUCCACUGGGUCCGCGAGGCCUUUGGUCAUCUGAAAGCCAUCGCUGCCACUGGCGAGGCCGUUGACUUUAUCCAGAACGCCAUCUCUCUUCCCGAGGUCUCGCUGUCUGGCGAUGGCGACGUUGUGGAGAGCUACGGUGUUGUUACGAUGAAGUCGGUCCGUCCUGAGAGCUUGAAGGAGGCUUUUGAAAUCGUCAAGAACAGUAAGGGUUUCUUGGACCAUUUCUUCUACAUCAUUUCUCGACAUCGCGUGUGGGCGCGUGAGCUUGAUGGACUGAGCACACAGCUGGCGUACUGA